Messenger RNA from Mirounga angustirostris (Northern elephant seal), 1479 nucleotides. It is a transcript of the gene DTNBP1, whose product is annotated as dystrobrevin binding protein 1. Gene Ontology annotation, biological process: anterograde synaptic vesicle transport; regulation of synaptic vesicle exocytosis; neuron projection development. Gene Ontology annotation, cellular component: neuron projection; cytoplasm; BLOC-1 complex. The transcript has 10 exons. Lineage: Eukaryota; Metazoa; Chordata; Mammalia; Carnivora; Phocidae. The coding region runs from base 572 to 1357 and encodes 261 amino acids. The record is from RefSeq and is a predicted model, not a curated record.
AACAGAACUCCAUCGACCCUGCUCACAGCGAGCUGGUGGUUACAAGCGCAGACCAAGCGGUUCCCAAACUUGGCUCAGAGUCCCCUGGGCAUCUUGGACACUCCCGAUCCCAGGUUGCCGCCCAUGCCAGUGUAAUCAGACUGGGGCCGGAGUUUUCAGGAUUCCCCCGGCUGAUUCCAGCGUGCUGGGAAGUUUGGGAACCACAGGCACAGGUUCCAGCGCCAGACUCCCAGGUUCUCAUCUCUGCCACUAAGCAAAUGUGCUUUUGCAAGUUACUUGAAUUGUCUUGCCUCGGUUUCCACAACUGUACAGAGGUGAUAAAGGUGGUACUAACAGGGUUGUGAUGAUUAAUGAAUGAACAUGUAAAACACAGCGUGUAGAAUGGCUGAAGACUUUAAGUGACAAGUCAAGAGAAGCUAAAGUAAAAAGCAAACCAAGGACUGUUCCAUGUUCGCCAAAGUACUCUGCUGGUCUAGAAUUACUUAGCAGGUAUGAAGAUACGUGGGCUGCACUUCACAGAAGAGCCAAGGAAUGUGCAAGUGCUGGAGAGCUGGUGGACAGCGAGGUGGUUAUGCUUUCAGCACACUGGGAAAAGAAGAGGACGAGCCUCGUCGAAUUACAGGAGCAGCUCCAACAGCUUCCCGGUUUAUUAGCAGAUUUAGAAUCCAUGACAGCAAAUCUGACUCACUUAGAGGCUAGCUUUGAGGAAGUCGAAAACCACCUGUUGAAUCUGGAGGAUUUAUGUGGACAGUGUGAAUUAGAAAGAUACAAACAUAUGCAGUCCCAACAAUUGGAAAAUUACAAGAAAAAUAAGAGGAAGGAACUCGAAACCUUCAAAGCUGAACUCGAUGCCGAGCACACCCAGAAGGUCCUGGAAAUGGAGCACGCCCAGCAAGCGAAGCUGAAGGAGCGGCAGAAGUUUUUCGAGGAGGCCUUCCAGCAGGACAUGGAGCAGUACCUCUCCACAGGUUACCUGCAGAUAGCGGAGAGGAGAGAGCCCAUGGGCAGCAUGUCGUCCAUGGAAGUGAACAUUGACAUGCUGGAGCAGAUGGAUCUGAUGGACAUCUCUGACCAGGAGGCCCUGGACGUCUUCCUGAAUUCCGGCGGCGAAGACAACACGGCACUGUCUCCGGUCUCAGGGCCCGCCUCGGGGGUCGGCCGGCACGACAUCACUCUCCAGGUCCCAAGGGCCGCCGAAUCCCAAGCUGCGCGGCCUUCCUCGCUGUCCGUCUGCCCCGAGCUGGCUGCCCCGGCCCCCCGCGACCGUGGCGAGUCCCCCAUCGUCCAGUCUGACGAGGAGGGCGUGGAGGCGGACACAGCCCUCGCCACGUUACACACGGACGACAGCGACUCCUAGGUCUGUGUGCUCCCACCGUGUGUCCCCUCACUGUGCAGGCAGGUGGUUUUUACCCAGUUUGCCAGUAAUGUGUGAGAAACUGACUGUAAGAACAGCUGACAAUAAAGUUCGUACGGAAGGGC